Saccharomyces kudriavzevii IFO 1802 is the source of this 387-nucleotide messenger RNA. It is a transcript of the gene SEN15, whose product is annotated as Sen15p. The record is from RefSeq and is a predicted model, not a curated record. Bases 1 to 387 code for a protein of 128 amino acids. Gene Ontology annotation, molecular function: nucleic acid binding. The transcript has a single exon. Gene Ontology annotation, biological process: tRNA-type intron splice site recognition and cleavage; tRNA splicing, via endonucleolytic cleavage and ligation. Lineage: Eukaryota; Fungi; Ascomycota; Saccharomycetes; Saccharomycetales; Saccharomycetaceae. Gene Ontology annotation, cellular component: tRNA-intron endonuclease complex.
AUGGGGACAACAGAUAUCAUAUCCUUGGUAAAAAAUAACUUGCUCUUUUUCCAGAUGUGGACCGAGGUGGAGAUUUUGCAAGAAGUUAUAUCAUGGAAAGAAAACAAACUAAAUUUACUCAGAGGUCGCCCCCCACAUAAAUUAAGUAAUGAUACCGAUGCAGAAGAUGAUGAAAGUCCCGUGCCGACACAGCCGUUAGAGUUUAUCUUACCCAUCAACAUGUCUCAGUACAAAGAAUACUUCCUUACUUUGGAAUGCUUGACUAAGAUAUUUGCUCAAUUGAGCAAUCCAUCCACAGAAAGAAUACUACUGGCAAUAAUCAAUGAUGACGGUACGAUUGUUUACUACUUUAUUUACAAAGGAGUACGAAAACCGAAAAGAAACUGA